AUGACCGAUCACAACCAGUCUCGAGCAGAUAUUGCUGCACAAGCUGUCGCUGUGCGAGCAGAUUUGAAAACAUGGGAAAAGGAGUUUAUGACUACUCGUGGCAAAAAGCCAAGUCGAGAGGAUAUCAAGGAGAGGCCGGAUAUUGCCACGAAAUACAAGGAGUAUGGCCAGCUUAAGAACCUAGAGGCUGUUCUCACUCGGCGCGAAAAUCGUCAACACCAUGCGACGGAAUCCCCAUCCAAAAAGCGAAAACAUGGCUCUCCGACUGGCCCAUCCUACAAAGAUAACAGUGCCAUUACGCCUCGAAAAUCAGCAAAGGGCCUCUUUGCAACCCCAUCUAACAUUCGCACCAAGAAUCACCCCUCGCAACUCGAUCCCUACGACUCACCCUCCACUUUCCGACGAUUGUUCAGUCCUAGUAGCCAUGUACAUGGUCUAUCAGCACCCUCACCCCUUAAAGCCGCCAUUGGACCGACCCCACAACGCGAUGGAAAGGCUCUCGGACUAUUUGACAUGCUGUCCGAGUCUGGCGGCAGUAGCAAGGCCACUCCGUCAGUGAAAAGACAGAAGGACGUGCUAGGAGCAGGGUUCCAAACACCAUCCAAACCCAAGCACUUUGAACCUAUCGCCGAAGAACCCGAAGAAGAAAUAGAAUCACUACGACUAUCACGAACCCCCGCAUCUUCAACGAAGCAAUUCUACCUCGCCAAUCUCUUUGCAACGCCCACAACAAUGCGCUAUGCGGCCAUGGUGGAAGCAGAAGACAAUAAUACCAAAGAAAACGAAAUGCAUGCACCAGAAGCUUCAGUAUCCCGACACUCAAAUCCAUCCGAGACACCGUCUUUCCUCCGUCGCUCAAAUAGCAACCGCUUCCCAGCAUCAAGCACAGAUAACAAUGGACUGAGCCCCAUCGCAUCACGAAAACCACUUCAAUUCGCAGGACGAGGACUAUCACAUUUAGUACAAGGUCUCCGCGAUAUGGAAGAAGAGCGUCUAGAAGAUGAAUGGGAUAUCCUCCGAGAGAUCGAAGAAGAGCAGGAAGCAAUGAACUUUCAAGUUCCGGAAAGCCAACCAGCUGAGAACGAGCGCCCAUAUAAGAAGAAGGGCCAAAAGCGAACUACCAGACGGGCUAACAUGCGACCUGUUAUCUCCAAACCUAAGCCGAAGGUCCAGGAACCUGAACCGGUUCCAUCUGACGAGGAGUUCGAGGAUGAAGUGGCUGCGGUUCCGGAGACACAAGUUCAGGAAGUUCCUUCAGACAUUGAGAAUGCUUAUGGAGAUGCCGGUGAGGAUGUUGCCUCUCUACAUUCUAUCUUCGAAGCAGGAUCCGAUUUUGAAGGCGAUACAGAAGUUGAUGAUUCCGAUGAUGAUCCUGAAUAUGGCGAAAAGGCGAAGCCGGUGUCUCGACCUAAGAGUUUCUCUGAGCGAAUUAGAGAGGCUGUCUCAAUGUCUCAACCGACUGCUAUGGAACCUCCUGCGAAGCCUGCGCAAAACAAAGAACCCGAGAAAGAAGAGAAACAGCCCAGAGUUCGUAAGCUUAACCCUCAAGCUCAUGCGAAUUACCGAUCUUUGAAGAUUGGUAACAGAGGAUCUCGAGGUCGUGGUGGACGCUUUCGCAGGCGAUAG
Penicillium malachiteum is the source of this 1626-nucleotide messenger RNA. It is a transcript of the gene sld2, whose product is annotated as protein sld2. The transcript is spliced from 2 exons. Lineage: Eukaryota; Fungi; Ascomycota; Eurotiomycetes; Eurotiales; Aspergillaceae. The record is from RefSeq and is a predicted model, not a curated record. Gene Ontology annotation, molecular function: DNA replication origin binding; single-stranded DNA binding. Gene Ontology annotation, biological process: mitotic DNA replication preinitiation complex assembly; DNA replication; DNA replication initiation. The coding region runs from base 1 to 1626 and encodes 541 amino acids. Gene Ontology annotation, cellular component: DNA replication preinitiation complex.